AUGCACGCAAUGGGAGAGAAAGACCGCACCCCAGUGAUCGUGAGCGCAGUGCGCACACCCUUUGGCAGUCUGCAAGGCUCACUCUCCUCCUUAUCUGCCACGCAGCUGGGGUCCUUCGCCAUACAAGGGGCUUUGGAAAGAAUAUCGCUGGAGCCAGGCCAGGUCCAGGAGGUCUUCAUGGGGAACGUGCUCAGUGCAGGGCUUGGACAGGCGCCUGCAAGGCAAGCGGCUCUUGGGGCGGUACUACCUCAAUCCGUAAUAUGCACAACUGUGAACAAGGUGUGCGCUUCCGGCAUGAAAGCGGUCAUGCUAGCAGCUCAGAGCAUCCAGACAGGAGCCAAUGAGGUUGUAGUGGCAGGAGGCAUGGAGAGCAUGAGCAAUGUUCCGUAUUACUUGAAGGGCGCCAGAUCAGGCCUGCGCAUGGGCCACGGACAGCUGACAGAUGGCAUGAUCUCUGAUGGGCUCUGGGACCCCUACAGCGACGUCCAUAUGGGAGAGUGCGCGGAGGCCUGCGCGGCAAAGUAUGGCAUCUCCCGAGAGGAACAGGACGCCCAUGCGCUUGCGAGUCACGACCGAGCGACAGCAGCCCGGGAGCGCGGCUAUACAAAGUCGGAGGUAAUACACAUAGAGGUGGUGGGCAAGAGAGGCCGGCCGUCAACGAUGGUGACGGAGGACGAAGCUCCGGGAAAGCUGGACGCUGCGCGGCUGCGGCAGCUGCGGCCAGCGUUCCCUCUGCCGAGCGGCGAGGGCACCGUGACGGCCGGCAAUGCAUCGCCGAUCACCGAUGGAGCGGCUGCGCUUGUGCUGAUGUCGGCUGCAAAAGCUGCCGCGAUGGGCUUGAAGGUGCUCGGUACAGUGCUGGGAUAUGCAGACGCAGCACAGGCGCCGCAGGAGUUUACCACGGCGCCGGCGCAGGCCAUUCCCAAGGCGAUCUCAGCCGCGCGCGUGGCCCCAAGCCAGGUGUACUGCUAUGAGAUCAACGAGGCAUUCAGCGUUGUGGACCUUGUCAACCGGAGGCUGCUGCAACUGGACCCUGAGCGGGUGAACAUGCACGGAGGUUCAGUGGCUCUAGGCCACCCCAUUGGCGCUUCGGGAGCAGCAAUAAUUGUGCGGCUGCUGACAGUACUGGGAGCUAACAAUGGCAGCGUUGGCGUAGCGGCUAUCUGCAAUGGCGGCGGAGGCGCUUCAGCACUCGUGCUGAGAAGGUCUUGA
This is a messenger RNA of Coccomyxa subellipsoidea C-169, 1212 nucleotides long. Its product is annotated as acetyl-CoA acetyltransferase. The transcript has 8 exons. The coding region runs from base 1 to 1212 and encodes 403 amino acids. Gene Ontology annotation, molecular function: acetyl-CoA C-acetyltransferase activity. NCBI's taxonomy places the organism in Eukaryota, Viridiplantae, Chlorophyta, Trebouxiophyceae, Coccomyxaceae. The record is from RefSeq and is a predicted model, not a curated record. Gene Ontology annotation, biological process: fatty acid beta-oxidation.